Dipodomys spectabilis (banner-tailed kangaroo rat) is the source of this 2599-nucleotide messenger RNA. RefSeq lists its product as uncharacterized. Lineage: Eukaryota; Metazoa; Chordata; Mammalia; Rodentia; Heteromyidae. The transcript has 16 exons. The record is from RefSeq and is a predicted model, not a curated record. The coding region runs from base 162 to 2561 and encodes 799 amino acids.
ACGGGAUUUUGGAGGCGCCCGAACGGCGCGGAAGAUGGUAGAGCGGCGCUCGGUGCAGGGGUUCAAGCCCGUGCCGUGGCCUGCGUGGGAGCCGAGUUGUGGCAACACCAGGGGCGCCGGCUCCGCGACCUCCGAGUGCUACACUGAGGUCUCAUGGGAGAAUGGAGGGAUCUCAUAAAGCUACUUCAGAUACUGGAUCCAUCUAUUUCUUUGAUCAGUUGAAACCUAAAACCAAAAAAUGGAAAAAAGAAAUCUAUGAGGACCAGUUUUCACACUUAACUGAAAAUUAUGGUCAUAAGAAGAAAAAAUCAAAAGAACAAAAGCUUACCAGAGUGGGUACAGUAGCUUUAAUUGAGGAAAAGGAUAAGUCCCAUUCUCUUGGUUUCUCAGAAUCUCCUAGAAUGCUCAGCCUUUCUCCAAGUCCUAAACUCUCCAAAAUGUACUUGCAAAAGAACCUACUUGAAGAAUACAAACUAACUGCUCCUGAAAUACUAUAUGAACUUGGGAAAACAUUGCAGAAAUAUGCUGAGUACCAAAUGACUUUUCCUGUGGGGAUUGAGAAUCUCAUGAAUUAUAGUUGGCAAGAUUUUACAGAAGAUACUACACCUACAACACCAGAGCAAGACAAAGCUUUACACAGAGAUUCCAGUUCCAGUACCAUCAUUGACUCGAACAAUUUCAAAAUCAGCAACAAUCCAAAAGAAGAACUUCAUAAAGAAAAUCACCUGGUUAAAGCCAAAAAAGGUCUCCAUGUUGUACCAAGUAAACCUUUGGGAAAAAUGUCUUUUGUCAGGAAUAGCCAGUCUUCCCAGAUGUGCCAGGAAAGCAAUUUCUCUGCUGUCAUCCACUUCUCACUGUCAUCCAAGAUCUGUUUAGAAAAUGGUUGGAUCUUCAAUCAUCCUUAUUCCAAAUGGGAAAUUCUACAAUGGAAGACACUCCUCAGUGCUGCUGUGAAGAGACUACAAGUAGCCAUAAUUCAAAUAAAAUCAGAAGAAGCUAAGCUUAAAAGAGAAGGAUUCAACAAACAACUGAUUCUGCGCCAUUAUAACGACCCAGAACAGGAGGAGAUCAGAAGUUCCCCUCAAAGUUCUCAAAGCUUCUGGCUGCAGCUGCUGGAGAAGAAGCCUCAGAUGCCUACUGUCAGAGAGGUUGACCCAGAAAAGAAGAAAUUCCACUAUGCCCUGGUAGAUGGCUCCUCUCUGAUCUACUAUCCAUCUGGCCGCCUAGCUGUCUGCCAAAGCUAUUCUGAUCUCCCUUGGGGUGGUAUGUCCACCAACAUAUUCAGUGACUUACCAGAUUCUGUUAUCUUGGGAACCUUUACACCUUCUGGAUGUGGUAGUAUUUCCUUUCCUAACAGGAAAAUAAUAGCAAUGAUGUUUAAUCAGAAUGGAGGCAUGGUGAUCAGCAGAAAAGGACACAUCAUGAGAGAAUGGAUGUGGCCUUCAAAGGGAAAACUUGAAGAUCCAGUUGAAGUUGGGGUGAAUAACUUUAUUACUGUGAAGAUUUCUGGGCGCUUUGCUAUCACUUUGGUCUACAAAUGGCAUCCCAAAAGCCUGAAGCUGUCUCUAGCACCUGUAAAGCACAAAUUUUUGCCUCUAUGUUUAGCUGACAUGCCUACUGGUUCAGCAGACCAAUUGAUUACAAGCACUAUUGAUUCAUCAAUGGAUAUAAGCCCUAUGCAUGACUUUGUGACAUCUAUCAACCUGAGAAUGCUACAAAAGAAGGCCAAGCAUAUCUUCUCUCACUGGUUGAAUCACUACAGAUUUUCACUGGGAAUGGAAUCAAUAAACAUUUGCCAAACACCUGAGUUGCCACAAAAAGUGAUCAUCAAACAAAAGGUCUCUUUAACAACAGUUCCUCUGAAACAAGAUAUAAAUGAAAGUUCUAAGCAUAAGGAGUAUCUUCAAUAUCAAUAUACCUUCCAACCACUGAAGAAUGUCUUUAAGCUUUCACCUCCUUGUCGAAUUCAGAGGGCCUUAGCUAUCAAUCAGACCUCCCGGUUUUCUCUUCCCAGUGACAGAAAGGAUUCAUGUUUUGGUUCCCUGCUGAUUUGUCCUGUAGUCCUGAGGCAAACACUGUGUGGAAAGGAAGAGGAUACAUGCCGAUGUAGCCCUUACAGCAUUCCUGAAGUGACAGACCUGGAGUAUGAUAACCUUAUAAACAACCAGCUAGCCUCUACAGAUCAGAUUAUAAUCGUCUAUGUAUUCUCAGCUAAGGAAAAGGACAAGCAUAUCGAAGAAGUGACUAAAGUAUACAGAGAACUAAAUAGAUCCAGAACCAUGCCUUGCAUUCAGAGUCAUUUGGAUCCCUUUCGGUUGCUAAAAUACAACAUCUUGUCAGCAUCUAAAUUUACAGGCAGUGAUUGUCCACUUCUGGUUCAAAGACACAAUAUCACCCCAGGCAUUUUUUUGAUGUACAUUCAGGGAAAAUUAGUAUUUGCCAACUUUAUUUUCAAUGGAUAUAGCACAUCUGCUAAAGACCUUCAAAAACAAAUCGUGAAGACAAAGAAUGAUUACCGUAUGGGAUAUUUUCUUCCUAAAGACUAUAGGAUUGGGGCUUAAUCUACUUCAUGCCUUGGAAAUGAAGACACACCUCCUUU